AUGCCUUCCCGACGGGUAACAACAGCUGGUCAUAGCACGAGAGGAAGUAAAGAAUGCGGGAUUUGUGGAAAGAUGAAUGAGCGCAUCAUGGACGGGGUUGUAUUGGCUUUCAUGCGAAUUGAUGAGGAAGCAAAGAUAAAGAAAGAGAUCAGGUCCAAGGAGGAGAAGCAGUUGAAAUUGGCUGAAGAAAUACUGCAAACAAUUGAAUCAGAAGAUCGUUUGAGAGACUCAACAAUCGUAAAGGAUUGGAUCAGGCUCGCACAGGAAUGA
This is a messenger RNA of Paracoccidioides brasiliensis Pb18, 270 nucleotides long. RefSeq lists its product as uncharacterized. The record is from RefSeq and is a predicted model, not a curated record. The transcript has a single exon. The coding region runs from base 1 to 270 and encodes 89 amino acids.